Messenger RNA from Tinamus guttatus (white-throated tinamou), 1487 nucleotides. RefSeq names its product transmembrane and coiled-coil domain family 3 (gene TMCC3). The record is from RefSeq and is a predicted model, not a curated record. Gene Ontology annotation, cellular component: endomembrane system. NCBI's taxonomy places the organism in Eukaryota, Metazoa, Chordata, Aves, Tinamiformes, Tinamidae.
UUCGCCUGGAUCAGCUCUCUGGCCAGCCCACCACUGUUGCAUCCAAAUCACAAGCCAGCCGCAAGGGUAGAAAGACAUGACAUGAAUACCCUGAGCUUGCCCCUUACCAUCCGCCGCGGGGGCUCUGACACCAACCUCAACUUUGACGUCCCAGAUGGGGUUCUAGAAUUCCACAAAGUCAAACUCAGCGCGGAUAGCUUGAAACAGAAGAUCCUCAAGGUCACCGAGCAAAUCAAAGUUGAGCAAACAGCACGGGAUGGGAACGUGGCUGAAUAUCUGAAACUCGUAAACAGCGCAGACAAGCAGCAGGCUGGGCGCAUUAAACAAGUCUUUGAGAAAAAGAACCAGAAAUCCGCCCACUGCAUUGCCCAGCUGCAGAAGAAAUUGGAGCAGUAUCACAAAAAGCUUAAGGAUAUUGAACAAAAUGGAUCCUCCAAAAGUGCUAAGGAUACUUCCAAGGAUAACUUGAAGGAUGCUCAGCAUGGAAAGCUUCGUACGUCCGGGCACGGGACUGAGAGCAGCAAGUCGGGCGUGCCAGGUGUCUCCUUGACACCACCUGUCUUCGUUUUCAGCAAGUCUAAGGAGUUUGCAAACUUGAUCCGAAACAAAUUUGGCAGCGCAGACAACAUCGCUCAUCUCAAAAAUACCCUGGAUGAAUUUCGGCCAGAAAGCAGUUCUAGAACAUACGGUGGCAGCGCUACCAUAGUGGCCAAGCCAAAAUAUGUCAGUGAUGACGAAUGCUCGAGCGGUACCUCUGGCUCUGCAGAUAGCAAUGGGAAUACUUCCUUCGGAGCUGCUGUGGCGGGCACCCUGGACAGCCAAGGAAAACUUUCCAUGAUUUUGGAGGAACUAAGGGAAAUUAAGGAGACACAGUCUCAACUAGCUGACGAUAUUGAAAAUUUAAAAACACAGUUUAAAAGAGACUAUGGCUUUAUUUCUCAAAUGUUACAGGAGGAAAGAUAUAGAUAUGAAAGAUUGGAAGACCAGUUAAAUGAUCUGACUGACCUUCAUCAACAUGAGACAGCAAACUUGAAACAAGAGCUAGCCAGCAUAGAGGAGAAAGUGGCAUAUCAGGCAUACGAGCGAUCACGGGAUGUUCAGGAAGCCUUGGAAUCGUGCCAGACCCGAGUUUCCAAGCUGGAGCUCCAUCAGCAAGAGCAGCAAGCACAGCAGUCCGAAACGGUUAAUGCCAAAGUGCUCCUGGGGAAAUGCAUAAAUGUUAUCCUGGCCUUCAUGACUGUCAUCUUAGUAUGUGUCUCUACUAUUGCAAAGUUCAUUGCGCCUAUGAUGAAGAGCCGUUUCCAUAUCAUCUGCACUUUUUUUGCAGUGACGCUGUUGGCAAUAUUUUGUAAAAACUGGGAUCAUAUCAUUUGUGCCAUAGAACGGAUGAUUAUACCAAGAUGAAGCUGCUGGUCUGGCUGUUUUGUUGUUCUUUUCUCCCCCUCCUUCCCUGUUUUCUAAGAAGUGCUGUGCAUAUACAAGCUGUU